AGGAAAUGUUGAAGGCAGACGAACGAUUGGGAGGGGAAGUGACACGAAGGCAGUGACUGAUCGAUCCGUCGGGAGGAGGAUCGCCGUCUCCGGGGCUUGACGAGGUCGGAGCAUCGAAGACGUGAAGGAGCAGCGAAGGUUCGUUCGUUCUUCUCUCGCUAUGAGGUGCGAAGGAAGGAGACCAGAACGAUGCUGAUCUUUUCGUCGAUCGAUUCGCAAUCGGUGAUGGCCUCCGGGGUUCGGCUUAGGCCGAAGAAGAAGAAGGGGAAAGAAGCAGUGACGCUUCUGUGGGGUUUGCGAAAGGGUGUGCGAAGCGAGGGCAAUGGAGGUCUCGGUCAUUUGCCGGUCGCGAAGGAGAACGAAGGCAGAAUCGUAAGGAGCUCUUUGAUGGGCGCAAGGCAAGCUGCGAUAGCUCAGGUGGGGACGGUUUGGCAGCAAGGAUCGGUGGAAGGAAGAAAAGGUUCGAAGAUAGAUUGUUUGAUGCUUGGAGUUCAACGCAGAAGGAACAAGGAAAUAAGAAGGUAGAGCAAGGGGCUCAACCAUGUGUUUCUUACCGGGAAAAUAACACCUCCGAGGAGGUGUUCUUAUUUGAUUCACGGAACAGAAAGAAAAUGAAGAAAUGAGUGAUUUGAGUGUUAUUUUGAAAUUGAUAACCUUUGUUCGAAUCAAUUUCAUACUUUUAUACACGUUUUAUUUUUAUUUUUAUUUUUAUUUUUAUUACAUAAGACUUGUAAAACUCAUUUUGGUUUAACUUUUAUGAUUAAUUUUGGUUUAA
Molecule: messenger RNA, 775 nt
Organism: Lactuca sativa (garden lettuce)
Lineage: Eukaryota; Viridiplantae; Streptophyta; Magnoliopsida; Asterales; Asteraceae
Source: RefSeq, a predicted model, not a curated record